CGCCGCCCCGCCGCGCCCCGCCGCCCGCCCGCCGCCCGCCGCCAUGAGGCGCGGGGGCCCCGCCGCCCUCGCCGCCUGUCUCGCCGGGGCGCUCGCCGUGCUGGCGGGGCCGGGGCCGGGGCCGGGGGCGGGCAGUGCCGCCUGGGGCGGCCGGCGGCCCCCCCGUAGCUACGGCCACCUGGAGGGCGACGUGCGCUGGCGGCGGCUCUUCUCCGCCACCCGCUUCUUCCUCUGCAUCGACGGCGGCGGCGGCGUGGAGGGGACGCGCUGGAGGGAGCGGCCGGGCAGCAUCCUCGAGAUCCGGUCGGUGCGUGUGGGCGUCGUGGCCAUCCGGGCGGUGCACACCGGCUUCUACCUGGCCAUGAACAAGCAGGGGAGGCUCUACGGAAGGAGUUCAACCCCAACUGCAAGUUCAUGGAGCGCAUCGAGGAGAACGGCUACAACACCUACGCGUCGCUGCGCUGGCAGCACCGUGGCCGCCCCAUGUUCCUCUCGCUCAGUACCAAGGGCAGGCCACGGCGAGGGGGCAAGACGCGCCGGCAGCACCUCUCCACACACUUCCUCCCCAUGCUCAUCAGCUGAGCCCCACAGGUGGCUCUGGACCAUCCUGCAGGGAAAAAAAAAAGGAAAAAAGGGUUAUUUUAUUUAUGUACAUAUCUUUUUUUUUUUUUUUUCUAUUUAUUGUUUUAAUUUUAAACGCAUGGUGGAGAUGGAUGCGGAAGGCAGAUGCUCCAGAUGCAGUCCCCACAGCCGUGCAGGGAUGCGGGUCUCCCCACCGUCCUGCUGAGCGGAGCUGGCAUGGCACAGCCCGGGGAGCACGGCCACCACGUGCCGGGGCUGCCUGUGUUGCACCCCCCAGUGCAGCCCGGACCAGGCGGCCAGAGCUCUGCUAGCCGUGUCUCUGCAGGGGCAGGGGCCGGGAUGUACCGGCGGGUUGUAUUUGUGUUGUGUCCAAGCACCCGUGGCAAUUAAAGCUGUGUUCAUGGUGCAGAAGGGGAAGCAAGUUCUGGAGCUUCGGUGAUGGGCUCAGCUUGGGCUGGGUGGGGUUGGCUUCCCGGGGCUCACGGCUGCAGCCACCAGCGUUGACCCUCCCCUGCCAUGUCCAGCUCCUCAUCGACCCACAUCCCCACCUGAGUGCGCAGGCGGAGAUGCCCCCAGCCCAAAAUCUGACCCACAGGAAAACACAGCGAUGGUUGUCCAGCGGCACAAAGGAGGGAGCAGGAAAAAAGCAGCUGCCUGUUGGGGGAGAGCCGGGACCCUGUGCUAUUACCGCAGGAAAGCACUCCCACGCAUGACCCGCAGCCAGCACGGUGCAGCCGCUCCGAGGGGGAGCAUCGCCCAGGAGGUGCCAGGCUCUGCGCAAGGGGAUGCGGCCCCAGAGACCCCAAGGGACAAGGCAGAGGGGGAUGAGGGGUCGAGAGACUCCCUGGAGCUGGAGGAAGAGCUGGGUGGCAGCCAAGUGUCCCACUGUGGCGCUGCAGUGGGGCCUGCGGGGCCAGGUGCCGACCUGGACCCUUGGGCAGACAGCCCUGGGGCUGCCCCUGUCUGGAGGGGGCUAGGACGCUGCUUCCCACCCACGUGCAGACCCUGAGCCAGGACACCAUGAGCAGAAGGGACCAGACCUGCUCUGGGCACGUGUCCCCAGUGGGAGCACUUGGGUCACAGACUCCCACUUGUGCGGACGGUGCCCGAUCCACCAGUGCAAGCACUGAGGUGCAGCGGGGCACUGGUCCCCAGCCACAGCCAGCGCCUCCAGGCUGGUCCUGGGCCCCCAGCAGAGAUGGAGCUGGGAAGGUGGGUGGUGGCGAGGACCAGUCCCUCGCCUGGAGAGGAGCAUGGCCAGGAAAAUAGCACCUGUGCUUCGGCCUCCCAGCCAGGGCACGUUCCUGCACCGCCCUGCACACCCGCCGUGGCCAGGCAUCGAAGCCUGGUCACUUUAUCCUGUCAGAGGUGAGUGAUGGCCCCAGCAAAAACCACCAAACUCGUUCCAUUUCUUACCCAACCAGCUCCAAACCAGCCUGUGAGAGGGAACAGCCACCGCGUUAACCAUGUGGUGACCAUGGCGGGCACCGGCCCCAGCUGGAGCCCCUGCCAGGCGGGUGGCAGCAGCCAUACACCCACCACGGACCCCGCUAUACCCACUUGAAACCCACCCCAAGCACUGCUCACAUGUGAGAAAUCACUCCCUGAGCUCCAGGGGGGCUGGGAACCCUGCACCGCAGCCGGCAGCUGAAACGCAGCAGGAGAAGGAAGGUUUUUCCAGGUCUCGCAGGCUGCAUUUCAGUGACUAAACAGCAAAGCCUUCCCUCCGUGCAGGGCCAGCCGAUGGGCACACGCAGGCUCAGCCACAGACCUUCCUGCUGCCACCUGCCUCCCAAGCCCAGGAUCCCAGUGGCAGAAGCUUCUGGCUCAACCUCUGGUGGAGGACAAGCUAUUAACCCUGAUAUACCAGUCCUGAGAUAAACCCUCGUCCCGCAGGCAUCUGCCUGCCGAGAUGAAAGGUGCCGCUGGGCUGCCCUGGCUGUGCUGGGAAAGCCAAGGAGGAAAAACAUUCCAGGAAAGUUGCUCAGCACCAGCCGUGUGGCCCUGGCAGGCUUGGCAAAGGCUGCCGCCAUCCAUGCUGGGGACGUUUUCUCCACCAAACCUUCUCUUGUACUCUGAAAAUGGCUCAAGAAAUGCCAAACAAGCUGCCUGCCUUCCCCCUCCAAUGGGCUGCCUGUCCCUUCCCAGAAAGCUCUCGGGAAGAAGGGCCAGGUCCUCAGGUAAGGCUGCUUUGAGAGAGACGCCAAAGCUCUGCCAGUGCCAGGACCUUGAGUGUCCAGGGUGGGAGGUCAGCACCUUCCCCAGCCACCCCCAGCCUGCUCACAGGCCCCAGAAACUGGAGAAGACACAGGGAGCCUCCGAGCCCUUGAACCCUCCAUCCAUCCCACCCAGCAGCCCCCAUGGGGGCAGGUUCCCCCUCCCCCACUCUGGUGUCUGCCACAGCAUGGUCCCAACACGCACCCCGGAGCGCCCAGCACCAUCACAAACACCCGGGCAGCAACUCAGCGAGACCCCACCGCCUACCCGAAGCCUCCAUGACAGCAGCAUCAGUUGACAUCUGUCCCACACCACCCAGGUCAGCGCUUCGGAGCCACACGCCGCUUGCCCCUCCUGCCAGCUCUGCCCCGGGCUGUGCCGCAGGAGCCUCACCCACCACCCCCAAGGCACGGUCCCCCCAGGCCAUCUCCCACCCUGGCACCCAGCCCUGUGCCAGGCUUCUCUUGGAGCUGCCGAGGCUGCGCUUGAGAUUCAGCUUGAGGUUCAGCGUGCCCAGACCAAAGCUGGAGGCCCAUGGUGAGGUGGCCAAGGGAACCCCGCUUUUUGCUCCUCUUGUGCCUCCAGGCUCAGGCGAGCACGGA
This is a messenger RNA of Falco peregrinus (peregrine falcon), 3401 nucleotides long. RefSeq names its product fibroblast growth factor 22 (gene FGF22). The record is from RefSeq and is a predicted model, not a curated record. The transcript has 3 exons. The coding region runs from base 44 to 787 and encodes 247 amino acids. NCBI's taxonomy places the organism in Eukaryota, Metazoa, Chordata, Aves, Falconiformes, Falconidae. Gene Ontology annotation, molecular function: growth factor activity; fibroblast growth factor receptor binding. Gene Ontology annotation, biological process: fibroblast growth factor receptor signaling pathway; cell differentiation; animal organ morphogenesis. Gene Ontology annotation, cellular component: cytoplasm.